AUCAUGCAAGACGAAGAAAACAGACAGUAGUACCCAGGCUUUGUAGCCAACGGGAUCACCAGCCAUAAGAAGUGGAGAGCGACCAAAGUCCAUGAAUCUUUAUAUUCACAGGCAGUUCUGGAAGCUGAAUUAGCUUGAGGCGGAAGGAGAAAAAUAUACCAUCCAAAACAUCUUACCAUAUACUCUUUGCCAUUGAAAUUAUCACUUGUAUACGUAAUUCUUAUUUAGGAGUUUGAAUUGUUUAUGCAAACGUGUAUAUGAAAAAAAAUAGAAGGAUUAAGGACAAAACCAUUACUUAUUCCUUGCUUCAUAAAAAUGUGUUAACUUUGCUCCCAAGCUUAGAACCUCUCUAGUCUGUCCACCUCUUCUUAUAUUUCCAACAAAUUUACAUAACCACCACGUUAAAGUUAACUACUCUUUCCAUUUAAUCAUAAGAAUUCAUCAUAAUCCAACAUCAUGCCGAUCUUUGGGGGAUCUUCUGAUUCUGAAGACGAAAGAACGAUGCAUCAACAAACUAAGCUCUUCUAUCGCCAACGAUCAAUUCACUCUAUAUUCGGAGGAGGCAAAGUUGCGGAUAUUUUGUUAUGGAGAGAGCCAAAAAUUGCUGCAACAUUGGUGAUAGGAGUUAGUCUACUGUGGUUCUUAAUGGAAGUAGUGGAAUACAAUUUCAUAACCUUAGUUUGUCAUGCUUCCAUGACCUCUAUGCUUCUUUUCUUCAUUUGGUCCACUGCUUCUGAUUUUCUCAAUUGGGAAAGGCCAAUCAUACCAGAAGUGGUACUAGACGAAUCUUCUUUCAAGGAAUUAGCAACAAGCUUUCAUGAUAGAUUCAACCAAAUCCUCUCCAAGCUUCUUGACCUUGCUUGUGGAAGAGAUCCGCCACUCUUUUUUCUCACAACAAUUUCACUUUACAUCCUAUCAAUCAUCGGGACAUGUAUCAACUUUAUGAAUCUACUGUUCAUAGGGUUUGUAAGCAUGCAAACAUUGCCGGUUAUGUACGAGAUGUACGAGGAUGACGUGGAUAGAGUGGUUAGUAAGUUUAUGAGAAAGAUGAGAAAGCUGUACAGGAAAGUGGACUCGAAUGUUCUUAGCAAGAUCCCAAGAGGAACAGUCAGAAGCAAGAAACAUACUUAAUUCUUCAUUGGUUACUCACUGAUGUAAAAAUAAAAUUUAUAUGCAUAUAGAGCAAUGAUUUAUAUUAGGCUAAUUUAUAUAGUUACCGUAAAACAAGUUUAAUUCCUAUUUCAAAUAAAUGGAAGUCUUUUGGUUUUAGUUUACAAAAAAAAAAGUCUUUUGGUUU
Raphanus sativus (radish) is the source of this 1297-nucleotide messenger RNA. Its product is annotated as reticulon-like protein B9. The record is from RefSeq and is a predicted model, not a curated record. Lineage: Eukaryota; Viridiplantae; Streptophyta; Magnoliopsida; Brassicales; Brassicaceae. The coding region runs from base 457 to 1131 and encodes 224 amino acids. The transcript is spliced from 5 exons.